CUCUCUCUCCCUCCCUUCACUCCUCUGCUGUCAGGCUCUCUCUCUCUCUCUUACCCACUUCCAUUUUUCUUUCUUUCUGCAAGUGGCAGUGUCAUAGCAGGCAGAGAGAGAGAGAGAGCUGGGAUUUUACAGAGAAAUUUCUGAGUUUGAGAAAGCAGAAGGGACUGGGUUGGGUCCAUUUUCCUUGUUCCCGUUUCUUUGGGUAGAAGUAAUACCGUGGAGGGAGAGAGAGGGAGGGAGGGAGAAAGCUGAUAAUUUGCGGAGAAAGUUUGGAGUUUGAGGAAGCAGGAGGGAUUGGGGUGGGUUUUGGCAAUGAAAGGAGAAGGGAAGACGGUCAUGAUGAAGUCAAGACUGAAGUGGGUGGGUUUGGUGGGUCUUGUUCUAUCGGCUCUCUCCCUCUUCGUCCACUUCUUGCUCGCCAGAUUCACUGAAGACGGCUUCUCUGAGUAUCAGACUUCCAUCACCAUCUUCUCCUGGAGACCCAUCUUCGAGAAUGUCGACAUCCCCACCACACAGAGUCCACUGUAUAGAAGGCUAUGGGGUCCGGUUAGGCACCUUGAAUCUUUGCAUCCUCAUGCCAAUCCCAGAGGAAAUUAUGCAGAACCCAGUAUGCAGACAAAUGGCUUUAUCUUUGUCAGAAUACAAGGAGGUUUCCAUGAGAUACGAAACUCGAUAUGCGAUGUAGUCGCAGUGUCUCGGCUUCUUAAUGCGACAUUAGUUGUUCCAGAGAUCCAAUCUACCACGAGCAGUAAAGGCAUCAGCUCAGAGUUCAAGAGCUUUUCCUAUCUCUACAGUGAGGAGCAAUUCAUGACAGCAUUGGCAAAGGAUGUUAGAGUAGUUAAGACCCUUCCAAAAGAUCUAAAAGGGGCAAGGCGGAAGAAGAAGAUCCCACUUUUUAGGGUUCCAUACCAGGCCUCACCAUACUUUUUUCUCCACCAUGUUCUUCCGGUACUGAACAAGCAUUCAGUUGUUGAAUUGGUGGUCUCUGAUGGUGGAUGCUUACAGGCUAUCCUUGCACCCCAGUUUGAAGAGCUUCAGAGGCUGAGAUGUAGAGUCUCUUUCCAUGCUCUUCGAUUUAGACAGGAGGUCCAGGAACUGGCUACUAAUAUUCUGCAUAGAUUACGGUCCCCUGGACGGCCAUUUAUAGCAUAUGAUCCUGGGUUGACAAGAGAUGCAUUGGCAUAUCAUGGUUGCGCCGAGUUGUUCCAGGAUGUACAUACUGAACUCAUCCAACAUAAAAGAGCUUGGAUGCUGAAGCGCGGGAUUGUCAAGGGGAGCCUCUCUGUGGAUUCAGCAGGAAAGCGCCUCAACGGGUCUUGCCCUCUUAUGCCGGAAGAGAUUGGAAUUCUUCUCCGUGCAUAUGGAUACUCAUGGGAUACCAUAAUAUAUGUUUCGGGGGGUGAAGUCUUUGGUGGUCAAAGGACAUUAAUACCUCUUCACUCCAUGUUUGAAAAUGUCGUCGAUAGGACUUCGCUUAGUUCGAGUUGGGAGCUAAACAGAAUUUACGGGCGUGAGUCCAACCUAGCUUCAGAUUAUCCCAAGAAGCUUACUCCUGUCAAUGUAGAAUUGAAACGCAAAGCGUGGAAACUGGCAGGCCCACGCCCUCGUCCACUUCCACCACCUCCAGCCCGGCCCAAAUACCCUUAUAAUAUUGAAGGUUGGUGGGGCUGGGUGGCUGAAAGUGAUAAUGAGCCUGACAGUACAGUAAUGGAGCUGAGGAUGAAUGCCCAUAAAUUACUCUGGGAAGCAAUUGACUAUGUGGUUUGUGUUGAAGCCGAUGUGUUUGUUCCUGGGUUUGAUCAUGAUGGUAAGGGGCAUCCAAAUUUCGCCACCUUAGUGAUGGGCCAUAGACUAUACCAGUCAGCGGCCUCCAGAACUUACAGACCUAACAGGAAGCAAGUCGUGAAGUUCUUGGAAGAAACACGUGACCACCUUUAUCAGGCAAAUCGAACAUGGCUGACAUCGAUCCGCAAGCACCUGAGAAAUAGCCUGCUGGACGGGCUAACAGAAGCGUCUGUAAAAUCGAAGUCUCUCUCUUUCCUCUCUUAUCCUGUCCCUGAAUGUUCUUGCUCGAGCCACGAUCCAGCCAAAUCUACAUCCCACACUUCCAGUUCGUCUCACUCCCUUCACGCAGCUCUUGGCUCUGUCCACCAUUGCCCUGCUUGGAUGGACACCAGCAUGACAUCCCUUUCAAUAGAGAAGGAGCGCGAUGAAGAUCUUGACGAGGACGACACCUCAUCGUCUGGGUUGUUUCUUCGGAAUAGCAGUGGUGCAGCUCAUGAAAACGGAAGCGGUGAGGCAAGUAAAGAGGAGGCCCAGUUGGAGGACCAGGAAGAACUAGAAGGUGGAGAGAGAAGAUAACAGGUGCUUAGGCAGAAAGUUUCAGACUUGUGUACAUGAGUUUUUUAGGGGUGAUAGAGUGCUUGUGGUUCAUAGUUUUGUUUCCUAUCAAUCUUUGUUUUUUGGUUUUGCCCCCUUUCAUUUUGGUAGUCAUUCUAAUCUAUGAUCAUCUUGAAAUUUGUAUCAAAUUGUGCAGAAAGAGGAACUCAUUUCUGGGGAUUCAAAAGUAGUGUUGUUAGCAACAGAGAACCCCAGCAACAAUUUUGUUGUAGGGUGAUGGGAGUAUAUACAAAUUUCACGGCAGAGAUUUAGCUGACUA
Eucalyptus grandis is the source of this 2659-nucleotide messenger RNA. Its product is annotated as O-fucosyltransferase 27. The transcript is spliced from 10 exons. The record is from RefSeq and is a predicted model, not a curated record. Gene Ontology annotation, cellular component: trans-Golgi network; endosome; Golgi apparatus. Bases 313 to 2361 code for a protein of 682 amino acids. NCBI's taxonomy places the organism in Eukaryota, Viridiplantae, Streptophyta, Magnoliopsida, Myrtales, Myrtaceae.